Molecule: messenger RNA, 1021 nt
Organism: Vicia villosa (hairy vetch)
Lineage: Eukaryota; Viridiplantae; Streptophyta; Magnoliopsida; Fabales; Fabaceae
Product: ER membrane protein complex subunit 8/9 homolog
Exons: 5
Coding region: 118-732 (204 amino acids)
Cellular component (GO): EMC complex
Source: RefSeq, a predicted model, not a curated record
CUUUCACAAGUUAAGAACACCAAAACCAACAUCCAAGUCCAAACAUAAGAAACUCAACAACGUUCGUGUAACUGUUUUGUGUUUUUUUCCCAGUGAAUCCUCACUCUCAUCAAAAACAUGGGAAGCACCGAUUUGAAGUACGAGGUUUCACAAAACGCUUACAUCAAACUUGUUCUCCACUCCCUCAAACACCCCACAUCUGCCGUCAACGGCGUCUUGAUCGGCCGCAUCUCCCCUUCCAACGCCACCGUCGAGAUCACCGAUGCCGUUCCUCUCUUCCAUUCUCAAAUCCCUCUUCUUCCUCAAUUAGAGAUCUCUCUAAUUCUGAUAGAUGAAUAUUUUUCUGCUAAAGGGUUAAACAUAGUUGGUUACUUUCAUGCCAAUGAGAGGUCUGAUGAAUUUGAACUUGGCGGUGUGGCGAAGAAUAUUGGUGAUCAUAUCUCUCGUUACUUUCCACAAGCUGCUAUUCUAUUGUUAGAUAACAAGAAGCUUGAGGCUUUGAAAAAGAGCAAGAGUAGUGGUGCUGUAAUGCAGCUUUAUGUUAGGGACGCAUCUAAGAACUGGAAGUUGGUUCAAUCAGAUGCGAACAACCGAUUCUCUCUCAAGGAGCCUUCCGCGAAUCUAAUUUUAUUGGAUUAUAUUUCAUCUGAGAAAUGGCGUGACAUUGUAGAUUUUGACGAUCACCUUGAUGACAUAAGCAAGGAUUGGCUAAACCCGGGGCUCUUCAACUGAUCUCGGCCCAUGUUGUCUCCAUUUGUAUCCAAUUUACUUUGCAAGUGGAUUAUGUUUAGGCAUAUUAUCGCGCAUAUGCCAGAUAUUCAUGACGAACAAUUAGGGAAUAGAGAUUUUGACAUCCGAAACCUUGUUUAUUGAAUUUUUUCCUCACCUUUCUGUAGGUAUAUUGUAUUUGAGUUUUCUUGCAUUGCUUGAGACAUUGUUAUUUUGAAGAAACAAUUUAGUUCAAUCCAAUGGCUUUAUGGUUGUAAUGUGCACUCUUUUAAGAAGCAAUUUUCUAUUUUAA